GCGUUUCCUGUGUGUCUCUGUGUGUAUGUUACCAGCUGAUGUAUUUGGAGCGAGGAGAAUGAUGCAGAGCAGAUAUCUCCAGAGGAUGCUUACACGGUUUUGCACCAACUUGUGAUUUCAGUACUCCAAAAUGGAAGAUAUAAAAGAGAGCUUAGCGUUUAAAGGUGUUGCUGAGAGGCUGACGCUGGGCAUUACUCGAAUACUCGAAAACAUGCCAGGCGUGGUCGAUGUACGUUUCGUAGAGAGGGAGCCUGCGGAGAAGAGGAGCCUGCUAUCAUGGGAACAGAAAAACACUUGUAUUUUGCCGGAAGACCUGCGAGAUUUCUAUUUGACAACGGAUGGAUUUACACUAACCUGGAGCGUUAAACUAGACAAUGAGUGUGUUCCCUUAGGAUGCAUGAUGGUUAACAGUGUGGCCAGGCUAUGCCCACUGCUCCAGCCAGUAUCACUUUUCUCUCUUCCUAAUGCACCCUCAUUGGCUGACCUGGACUGGGAGGAAAACAGCACAGAAAGUGGGUCGGAGCGUGCCCCUGCUGCACCCCAUUUUGAUGCCCGGAGCCGCAUCUUCGAGUUGGAUUCGUGUGGUGGGAAUGGCAAGGUGUGCUUGGUCUACAAAAACUGCACUCCAGGUGUGGUAGCCCAGCAGAGUGAAAUCUGGUUCCUCGAUCGCUCUCUGUGCUGGCAUUUUCUGACAGCAACCUUCACCUCUUACUACCGACUGAUGAUAACCCACCUGGGUCUGCCUGAAUGGCAGUAUGCCUUCACUCCUUAUGGCCCCAGCCCCCAAGCCAAGCAGUGGGCAUCCCUGUACCAACCGCUGACCUUCAGCAGUGAGCUCAGCGUGGCUGAUCCUGCCGGAGAUACUUAUCUCAACAAGCUGGAUCCCACUAGGGCUUUUAAAGGCAAAGCCAAGGUACCGGCCCCAAAGAAGAAGCAGUCAACACAAUGCAGCUCAGGGAGCUCAGCCAAGAGCCAAGGGAGCACAGGAAGACACAGUGGGACAAAGCGGUGAGAAGGUUCCCACUCAAAGAAAACAUCAUAAUCAUGUGCACAUGACCAACAUGGCUUAGAAGAGCGGUCAGCAAUUCCUUCAUUGGCUAGACAUCUUCGAAUGCUGAAUGUCUAAAUAGACGCAUAACCAGGGUUUUCUUGGAUCAGCAUAUGGCUAAAAUGGUACCACCUGUUGGAGGCAGCAUGGCAGGUAACACUGUGUUUCUGACUGUAGUUAUGUUUAGGUGGUUAAAAAAAUAUCUUGCCUGCCUCACAUUUAGAUAGACAUGGAAAAUCCUGAUAGCUCAAGUAUUGUUGUUUACCUCUCACUGCUACAGGUUAGUAGCCAAGUGCAUCAGCAACAUAUUCAUUAUUUGCAGCCUCAUUUAACACAGUGUUCACUAGUGACACCUCCUGGUGAAAAUAAUUCAAAGCAGCCAAUUCAUAAACUGUGAUCAUGUGCUGCUGGCAUA
Messenger RNA from Lates calcarifer (barramundi perch), 1463 nucleotides. RefSeq names its product tubulin polyglutamylase complex subunit 2 (gene tpgs2). The record is from RefSeq and is a predicted model, not a curated record. Bases 131 to 1012 code for a protein of 293 amino acids. NCBI's taxonomy places the organism in Eukaryota, Metazoa, Chordata, Actinopteri, Centropomidae. The transcript is spliced from 7 exons. Gene Ontology annotation, biological process: protein polyglutamylation.